UUUCAAACUCUGGAAACCAAAACAGAACGUUAUUCAAUGUUUAAUAUGGUAUUGCUUUGUUUUUAUUUUCUGCGAUUUUGUAAAAAUGAAUCUCCUUUCCGAAAGCAUUAGUCCCCUACUUACUUUAGAUAAACUAGAAUUACUUAAAGCCCAUAAAGUUUUGACUUCACUUGACUUUGUGCAGUACAAUAAUGACAAAAUUGCUAAUUUGAUCGGGCAAAAUGUUAGUGAAAUCAUAAAAAUAAAAGAUCAGAUUCUAGCAGCUAACAACAGCAAACCAUUAAGAGGGGAUAAAUUGUAUGAAAUGCUCUUAAAAAGAAUGACCAUCAUCACGAGUGGAAUUGAUAGAGUUGACAAAAUGUUGGAUGGAGGCAUUCCAAGUGGAAGACUAGUUGAGGUAUUUGGGGAACCUGGAUCUGGAAAGACACAGCUGGCAUUACAAUUGACAGCAAACACUGCACUUAAACAGCAACAUAUGGUUUGCUAUCUCACAACCUCUGAUGCAAAUGCUGAAAGAACACUGGAAAUCAUGCAUAGUUUACAAGAAGAUGGGGACCAUAUGAAAAGUUUAGAAAGGAUCCACUUCUGUUAUGUGAAUGAUGUUUAUCACCUGAUGGAAAUGUUAUGGGCUCCAGGAAUGAGGGAGUACAAGCUUGUCGUCAUUGAUAGUUUAGCCACCUUAUUCUUACCAAUUCGCGGUGACUCGUUCAAUGAUGCCAUCAGCUUACUUAACAAAGUGGCCAGCGAUUUGAAACGGCUAGCUGUAGUACAUCAGUGUGUCGUGCUGACCGUCAACCAUGUUUCAAGGGGACCUGCCAAAGGAACAGCAUCGACUCCAACUCCUUUCCUUGGACGCUAUUGGUGCAGUGUCCCUAACCUGAGAUUACACAGCAAACACCUGAACAAAGACGAAUUUCAACUCACUGUCGUGAAAAAUAUUUAUAGCCCUGAUCCAGGGCCCAACUGUUGUUUUUGUUACUUUUUUAGAAGUCGAGUUGACAUGAAAAAUGAAUGCAAAUCGAUUUCGCCUCAUAUCUAAUUGUUGAUACUCAUAUUACGCUGUAUCCUGUGAUACCCGAUAUAAGUACACAAUACCAAAAUAUCCCUAA
This is a messenger RNA of Daphnia carinata, 1109 nucleotides long. It is a transcript of the gene Rad51D, whose product is annotated as DNA repair protein RAD51 homolog 4-like. The record is from RefSeq and is a predicted model, not a curated record. NCBI's taxonomy places the organism in Eukaryota, Metazoa, Arthropoda, Branchiopoda, Diplostraca, Daphniidae. Gene Ontology annotation, molecular function: ATP binding; ATP-dependent DNA damage sensor activity; four-way junction DNA binding. The transcript is spliced from 4 exons. Gene Ontology annotation, cellular component: replication fork; Rad51B-Rad51C-Rad51D-XRCC2 complex; centrosome. Gene Ontology annotation, biological process: DNA strand invasion; telomere maintenance; reciprocal meiotic recombination. The coding region runs from base 86 to 1039 and encodes 317 amino acids.